Serinus canaria (Common canary) is the source of this 3918-nucleotide messenger RNA. Its product is annotated as fructose-1,6-bisphosphatase isozyme 2. Gene Ontology annotation, biological process: gluconeogenesis; fructose metabolic process; fructose 6-phosphate metabolic process. The coding region runs from base 2265 to 3287 and encodes 340 amino acids. The transcript has 8 exons. The record is from RefSeq and is a predicted model, not a curated record. Lineage: Eukaryota; Metazoa; Chordata; Aves; Passeriformes; Fringillidae. Gene Ontology annotation, molecular function: fructose 1,6-bisphosphate 1-phosphatase activity. Gene Ontology annotation, cellular component: cytosol; cytoplasm.
GACUAUCAGAAUACAGCUAACUCUGUCCUCUUUUAAAAGUCCUGGUAAGAAGACCUAGCAUCCUCUUACAGUGAGUGAUUUUUCCUAGACCAGUGUCUACACUGCAGAAGUUGCUCACUGUGCUUCAGUCUGGGUUUUACUCUGAUGGAGAAUUAGUGUCUGUGAAAUAUGGGCAGUAGUGUAUGUUAAUUCUGACACAUGAUGUUAAUAUUGCUGCUUGCCACUCUAUCAGAUCUGGUUACACAAGGAUGGAAAAGGACAUGUUAGUGUGGAGGGGUUUUAAUGGGAUAAAGAGUAUGUGUAGAUAGCUUGUACACAGAUACAGAUUCUGCUGUGAUGAGCUGACUAUCUUUGCCAAAAAUUAACCUGCUUACUUGAUGAAAACAUGAACUUUUGUAUUGCUUUUGUAUUGCUCAAUCUGUAUUGACAGAUGUUCUUUAUGUUAUUUUGGAUUGGGGAUUACCAUGGAAAAGGAUUCUGCUGUGCAAGCAGGAUGGAGGUGCAAAGAUUCCCCCAAAGCGUACUGAUUUAAUAUGCUCAUUCAGAGCAUGCGGCUAGUGAGAGCAUGCUAGUGCUUGGGAGCUAGAUGGGCUGUCCAGCACUGUGUGGAUACUGUGUUUGAUUCAAUUAAAAUCAGCAAAUCUUUGAUAUUUCUCACUGCCCACUUGCCUUCACCAAACUCAAAGUAAGGAUUCCAUGGGUAUUGCUGUGGGUAAGCUGCCACUGAACGUUGACUCAGUUCAUGGUCUGGGAGGUCCUGUCUAGGGGUACCAUGAGCUGUAAACCUGCCUGUAUCAGUGCACAUAGCCUGACUGAGCAUGAUUCUUCUUGUAAAACAAGAGAGAAGUAUGAAGAAGAUGAAAUCCAGGGUGCAAGGGCAUACUCUAUGAGGGCUGAGACACAUAAAACCUGAGGACCCCCUUCUGGCAGGUCAUACUGGGGCAUUUGGAGGCGUACAGGCAAACCUUCGACAGUUGUACAUACGCAUCUGUUCUCCAAACUGAUGGGGGCAAGAUGUUUCUGUCAGGGACUGAAUGGCCUAGUUUCAGCUGAAAAUGUCAAUUCUGAUGAGGCUUUGCUAGUGGAGACAACUUUCAGGGACCUGAGCCCUCAAAAGACUGUGAGAGUGCUGGCAGUAGUCAGUUUGGACUACAGUGCAUCAGUGGUCUGUUGUCAUGACUCAGCAGACAGAAUCCACAGCAGUGAUUUUUGCCUGCUUACUGUAAUUCUUUGUCUGUAUUCUCCCCUCAGUCUUUACAGGAAUCCUGUAAAGGACUGCAUAUAUCUAUUUUUAAUAUACACUUCUGACAGCAUGUAAAGGUUAUAGGAGGAAAGUCAAUACUGUCCAUGUUUGGUAGGUCAGUACUCAGUGGUUUGGUUUUGCCUGCGGGCUGACAUUUCAUACUUAGCAUUUUACCCAUUGUGAGAUGGGUUUAUCUUCUAAUCAGUAAUAUGUAAGCCCACAUUUACAUGACAUCUCUGGCUAGCCACCAGUGGGGAGAACUUCUUAGCAAUCUCCUUCCCUAUCUCCCUUUCCAGAGCUCUCCCUGCCUGUCAGUGCAGAGCUGGAAGGGGGAUUUGUCACAGGGUCUGCUGUCAGCCCUGCAGCACUUUUACCCACUGCCCUCCUCAGAGGCUGCAUUGUGCCCUUUGGUGAAAGGUCACUGGCUCCAGUUUCAGCUGGCGCCAUCCAAGCGACUAACAUUUCAUAUCAAUUAGAAAAGGUGUCACCUUUAAGGCUCAGGACUGGCCCAUGCACCAGUGCAAGUGUGAAUAAUCCCCAAGAGCUCUUUAUAUUAGAUGGCAAAUCUCCCAGAUCUGUCAAAUUAAAGUUUUUUUUUUUUGAUCUUCCUAUAUUAUUCCAACCCCUUGUACUGAGAUGUUCUCAGGCUUGUAGAUAAUCAUCACACAUUUUUUACACAAUCUGAUUUCUCCCCAAAAUGGUAAUUAUUUGUAUAGCCUAAUCAUUCCAUAUAAUCAUUUGGGUUGUUAUGUUUCAGUGGGAUUACAGUAUUAACAAAAUAAUAAAGGGUGAAGUUUUCAUACAAUCCAAUUGUGUGCCUUUAUCCAGGUUUAAUUUCUCUUUUUGCUGUGCUGUUCACUGCAAUAUUUAUGGAAAGAUUGGCUGAAGAGUCUGUGUUCUUUACAUAAUAAUCAGCACAGCCAAACACAGCUUCACCUCAAAAUAAAACAGCAACCCAGGAUCUCAACACGGCAAGAGAGCAUUUUGUCCAGCUGAGAAGGAGCUCUGGUACCAGGCAAAAAUGACGGACAAAAGCCCCUUCGAAACAGAUAUGCUGACCCUCACGCGGUUCGUCAUGGAGAAGGGACGCCGCGUGAAAGGAGCGACGGGGGAGCUGACGCAGCUGCUCAACUCCAUGCUGACUGCCAUAAAGGCCAUUUCUGCUGCUGUCAGAAAGGCAGGCCUUGCCCACAUGUUUGGUAUAGCUGGCACUGUGAAUGUGACAGGUGAUGAGGUGAAGAAGCUGGAUGUGUUAUCUAACUCCCUGGUGAUUAACAUGCUCCAGUCCUCCUACAGCACCUGUGUCCUGGUCACAGAGGAGAACAAGGAGGCCAUCAUCACCCCGAAAGACAAGCGGGGUAAAUAUGUGGUGUGCUUUGACCCCCUCGACGGUUCAUCCAAUAUAGACUGCUUGGCACCGAUAGGAACAAUAUUUGCUAUCUACAAAAAGGAAACAGAUGAUGAGCCCUCUGAAAAAGAUGCUUUACAGCCUGGACGCAAUAUUGUUGCUGCAGGCUAUGCCCUGUAUGGUAGUGCCACGCUGGUUGCCCUCUCCACAGGGCAAGGAGUGGACUGCUUCAUGCUUGAUCCGGGUAUUGGUGAAUUUAUUUUGGUGGACAGAGAUGUUAAAAUCAAGAAGAAGGGAAAAGUAUACAGUCUCAAUGAAGGCUAUGCAAAGUAUUUUGAUCCUGCAAUGACAGAAUAUUUGCAAAAGAAGAAAUUCCCUGAGGAUGGCAGUUCCCCAUACGGUGCCAGGUAUGUGGGCUCCAUGGUAGCUGAUGUUCACCGUACAUUGAUGUACGGUGGGAUCUUCAUGUAUCCUGCCAAUCAGAAGAGUCCUAAAGGAAAGCUCCGACUUCUCUAUGAAUGCAACCCUAUGGCUUUCAUCAUUGAGCAGGCAGGUGGCAUAGCAACUACAGGGACCGAAGCAGUGUUGGACGUGAAACCUGAGAAUAUUCACCAGAGAGUUCCGUUCAUACUUGGCUCUCCAGAUGAUGUGCAAGAAUACCUUGCUUGUGUUCAGAAACACCAGAAGAGCAGCUAAAGACUUUCCACAUCCAGAUCUUGCUUGCCCAUUUUCAGUCUUCAAGAAAAGCUUUACCUUUCAAAUACUGGAUUAUAGAAUUUACCAGCAAUAUCUCACUGUAAGUCCCAGUUUAUAAGAGCAGGAAAAAUAGUGAGAUUUUGUUUCUCCUUGCAGGCAAAUGUAAAAAUCCUGUAAUUCUGAUUUAUUCAAGGCAAGUGCAGAGACAGAGUCAUGACAGACAGAAACUACUUACUUUAUAUAAUAUUAACAAAAGGAAGUGAGUUGUGUCAGUAUCCCCAUUUGAUCUGAAGUUUUCCAUCUAACAUUACAUGGAUGGCAUUGUUUGCAACAGGAUUUCUGCAUCAAUACUUCCAAUAUCAUUAUCUGGAUUUUCUGUCAGAGACUUUCUUGCAGAUGCAUUUUAUCUUGACAGCCCUAAGAAGAGCAAAAGUCUUAUGCUGUCUAAAACAAUAUUUUUAAGCUGCGAAUUAUAUAUAUUUUGGGUAAUUAAUAGAGAUGAAAAGGCUGCAGCAUUGCCAGGAUAUUUAAUUUCUCACAAGAACAGGAAGUAUCAUAUGUUAUUUACACACACCUUUCAAAGCACAAAUUCCAAUAAACCAUGGAUGUGAAUCCCAAAUCAUGACUAUUC